Cyprinodon variegatus (sheepshead minnow) is the source of this 6712-nucleotide messenger RNA. Its product is annotated as metabotropic glutamate receptor 4-like. Gene Ontology annotation, biological process: G protein-coupled glutamate receptor signaling pathway; regulation of synaptic transmission, glutamatergic. Lineage: Eukaryota; Metazoa; Chordata; Actinopteri; Cyprinodontiformes; Cyprinodontidae. The record is from RefSeq and is a predicted model, not a curated record. Gene Ontology annotation, molecular function: adenylate cyclase inhibiting G protein-coupled glutamate receptor activity. The transcript has 11 exons. Gene Ontology annotation, cellular component: membrane. The coding region runs from base 742 to 3516 and encodes 924 amino acids.
ACCACCGCAGUCAAAGCCUGGAGUCUCAUUCAGCACCUCUAGCUGCUGGACAGAGGCAGAGUUGAGCAAGAGAUCAGCUCAAAGAUCCAGUCUGGAGAGAGACCUUGCAGGCUAAAGAUUCACCUUCCUCAUCCCACUUCCCACCUUUUUCAUUUGUUGUUCUAUCAUAAUCUGUGCGCUGGGGUUUCACGAUCAGCGGGAGAGUCAAGAGCUGCUGACUGACACUGGUUGGCAAAGAGGAUCAGAGGAAAUCUGGAAGGAAGGAAGCACACACCGCAGAACUUCUUUCUUCUCCACUUUCAGAGGAGCCCAAAGUGGACGCCAUUGUGACAUUCUAUCUGCUUGACACACCAAGAGGAAAGCUGAACAUAAUUGUGUGCUCCGGGAGAAAACUAGAGAAGAGAAGCAAGCUUCCAUUCUUUGUUCUUGCUUUAUGAGAGCGGUCUCUGUAGACCCUGCUUCAGCACACUCUGCACUGUUUAGUUGCUGCAUGUAUCCACAGCUUUCAGGUGCAAGCAAGACCUAAAACACAAAGAGAGGAAAAAAGAAAGAAGAUAAACAGAGUGGAGCAACAUAAUUAGUGGUACUGACUUUGUGUCAGAGCAGGAAACCAUGGGAAGAGACGUUUGAAGGCAACGGUGCUCUGAGAAGCAUUGCAGCUAACCUUCAGCAUUUUUAUGUUUGUGGGAGUACAUGUCUGUACGUCUCUGUCAUUUUCAAAGGAACUGAAUUUGGAUUUGGAUGCGGAUUUACCCUCUUAUUAUGUCUCUAGAAUUAGGCUUUGAGAGACUGUGGAAUGGUUGCCACAGAAAGGUUUUCUGCUUAUUUUUGCUUCUUGUUUGUUAUUGUUUGAUCACCUUGGCAGCUAAACCCAAAAUGCCAGGCCACACGCACCUCAACUCAAUACGUAUUGAUGGGGACAUAUCCCUGGGUGGACUUUUCCCAGUACAUGCAAGAGGGAAUGACGGCAAAGCUUGUGGAGAGCUAAAAAAGGAGAAAGGGAUCCAUAGGCUGGAGGCCAUGUUGUUUGCCCUGGAUCGUAUCAAUAAUGACAAUGAGCUGCUGCCUAAUAUCACUCUGGGGGCCAGAAUUCUUGACACAUGCUCUCGGGACACCCAUGCUCUGGAACAGUCGCUGACAUUUGUCCAGGCAUUGAUUGAGAAAGACUCGACUGAUGUGAAGUGUCUCAGCGGAGGUCCACCCAUCAUCACCAAGCCAGAGAGAGUGGUCGGAGUGAUUGGUGCAUCGGCCAGCUCUGUGUCAAUCAUGGUAGCCAACAUUUUGCGACUCUUUAAGAUCCCUCAAGUGAGUUAUGCCUCUACAGCUCCAGAACUGAGUGAUAACACCCGCUACGACUUCUUCUCUCGUGUGGUGCCCCCAGACACUUACCAGGCUCAGGCUAUGGUUGACAUCGUCAAAGCUAUGCGAUGGAAUUACGUCUCAACUGUGGCUUCGGAGGGAAACUAUGGAGAAAGUGGUGUUGAUGCAUUUAUUCAAAAAUCUAGAGAGGAUGGUGGGUUGUGCAUAUCACAGUCAGUGAAAAUUCCCCGUGAACCAAGAAUAGGAGAGUUCGACAAGAUCAUUCACAGGCUGAGUGAGAACCCCAACGCUCGAGUGGUCAUUAUCUUUGCUAAUGAGGAUGACAUCAGGCGUCUCCUUCAAGCAGCCAAAAGAGCCAAUCAAACAGGUCACUUCAUAUGGGUAGGGUCUGACAGCUGGGGAUCCAAAAUUGCACCAAUCCUGAACCAAGAAGAAAUGGCAGAAGGGGCAGUCACCAUCCUACCAAAACGACAAUCAAUCAAAGGUUUUGAUCGGUACUUCAUCAGCCGAACAUUAGAGAACAACCGACGAAAUAUCUGGUUUGCAGAGUUUUGGGAGAACAAUUUCCAGUGCAAGCUUAGUCGGCAUGCUGUGAAGAAAGGAUCUGGCAUCAAAAAGUGCACAAACCAUGAGCGGAUUGGAAAAGAUUCAUCCUAUGAGCAAGAAGGGAAAGUACAAUUCGUAAUAGAUGCUGUGUAUGCCAUGGCUCAUGCUCUCCAUAACAUGCACAAAGACCUCUGCCCUGGGAAAGUUGGCCUCUGCUCCAAAAUGGAUACCAUCAAUGGCACACUGCUUCUCAAGUACAUUCGCAAUGUCAACUUUACAGGAAUUGCAGGUACCCCUGUGAUCUUCAACGUGAAUGGAGAUGCUCCUGGUCGCUAUGAAAUCUACCAAUACCAGAUUAGUAAUAACACAAUGGAAUACAAGAUCAUCGGGCACUGGACAGAUCAGCUCUACCUAAAUACUGAGGAGAUGCAGUGGCCUGGUGGAACCCAAGAAGUGCCGUCCUCUAUCUGCAGCCAGCCUUGCCGUCCUGGGCAGCGCAAAAAAACAGUGAAGGGGAUUCCAUGCUGCUGGCACUGUGAGAGUUGUGACGGCUACCAGUAUCAGGCAGAUACUUACACCUGCAAAAUGUGCCGCUUUGAUUUGCGGCCAAAUGAAAACCACACCGGAUGUGUUCCCAUUCCGAUUGUCAAGCUGGAGUGGAGCUCUCCUUGGGCAGUCAUUCCUGUCCUGAUUGCAGUAUUUGGUAUCAUAGCUACUUUGCUAGUCGUUGCUACAUUUGUUCGCUACAACGAUACGCCCAUCGUUAAAGCAUCUGGUCGAGAACUGAGUUAUGUACUAUUGACAGGUAUCUUUUUGUGCUAUGCUACAACUUUUCUCAUGAUCUCAACGCCGGAUGUGUUUGUAUGCUCCCUACGCAGGAUUUUUCUUGGGCUUGGCAUGAGUAUAAGCUAUGCAGCACUGUUAACCAAGACAAAUCGGAUAUACAGGAUUUUUGAGCAAGGCAAAAUGUCUGUCAGUGCUCCUCGAUUCAUCUCUCCAGCCUCUCAGUUAGUCAUCACUUUUAGUCUGAUAUCGGUGCAGCUACUUGGAGUGUGCAUCUGGUUUGGGGUUGAUCCAUCACAAGCUAUCAUCGACUAUGAGGACCAGCGUACAGCCAAUCCUGAAAUGGCCAGAGGGGUACUAAAAUGUGACAUAUCAGACCUGUCUCUGAUCUGUCUGCUUGGAUAUAGCAUGCUUCUGAUGGUCACCUGCACAGUUUAUGCAAUCAAAACUAGAGGAGUUCCUGAAACAUUCAAUGAGGCCAAGCCUAUUGGCUUCACCAUGUACACAACCUGCAUUGUUUGGCUAGCCUUCAUCCCCAUCUUUUUUGGAACUUCACAGUCAACAGAGAAGAUGUAUAUCCAGACAACAACACUGACUAUCUCUGUCAGCCUCAGUGCAUCAGUUUCCCUUGGAAUGCUCUAUAUGCCCAAGGUCUAUGUGGUUCUCUUUCAUCCAGAGCAGAAUGUGCCCAAGCGCAAGCGCAGCCUGAAGGCUGUGGUCACUGCAGCCACAAUGUCCAACAAGUUCAACCCCAAGGGAAGCCUGAGGCCAAAUGGAGAAGCCAAAUCUGAACUCUGUGAAAGUCUGGAAACACAAGUGUUGGCCUCGAAGCAGACAUACAUAAGCUACAGCAACCAUGCCAUCUAAGACAGACACAAACUGAAUGAGGGAAGCAAAGGCCUGCCAUGGGAGGUAUCACCUUUUUUUAGGACGUCACUCAAUUUUGGAUCAAGAACGUUCAAGCUUCUGCAACUUGGAGAACUUAGAAGAAUCCUGGAAAUUAUUUACUUGGAUGCCAUAUUUUUUGAAGAUUUAAGGCUUGAAUGCUGAAUUGAUAGUUAACCAGUAUAUUACAGAAUUAAGAUGGGAGUUGUAAGAGAUCUUGAAUAUGUAGGAAAUGUCCUCCCACACUUUUUAAGACAAAAGGGAGAUUUGAGUGUUGACAUUUUUGAAACAGAGAGGAAAAGGUUUAGCAUGUUGUUUUCUCCCGAAGUGUAUAGCACACAUUUCUUUAUAAAGCUGAAUCAGAGUUUUAUUUUUUUUUUUUUUUUUUUUUUUUUUGUUUUAAUUUUUUUUUUUUUUUUUUUUUUUUUUUUUACCAAACUCUGUUGAAUCAUGAAUAUUGAAUCAUAAAAAACAUGGUAUUUUUGGUUACAGAAAUCUGUGCAGUUGAAAGUUGCAGUUCUCUUCAUGCCUUACAACAAAAAACUCAGUAAUUCUCCAUGAACUAAACACAUGUGAAAAGCAUAAUAAUGAAGCAGCGGAUGAGCCCAGUUUGGUUAACUUUUCAUGACAACAAUGACUUCACGAUGAUCAUCUCGGGAAUCCUUCUGUACAGUCCCAAAGCAUGCCAAUUGGAACAUCCCGUGUGCCGUGCUGUGUUGUCAAUGUCUUUGGAAUGCAACAUUUUCACAUCUGUUAUUCACAGUGAAGAUGCCAUUUUGAUCUGUUACCUGUUAGGUAACCUUCUGCCGGACAAAAGAACAAUCCCAUACAAAGGGUUGCCAAACUGAAAUGCAAUUACAUAUUUUAAUAUCACCAUCCAUACAUUUUGGCAGACUUCCACAUUUUCAUCAUAAAUCAGUUGGUCCUUAUUUAUCUUGCACAGACAGAAACUCUUGACAGAACCAGGUUUUUGAGGUGGAAUCUAUUUCUGUACCUGUUUUUUCCUCAGUUAAGGAUUUCUUGACUGUUUUAAGAAAUAGUCACAACCCUUAUCUCCGUGGAACAGAAAUAGUUUAAUUUAGACAUCAGACAGUUCUCUGUACCUACAUGAUGGAUAAAUCAAAAUGGUUGGUUUGUUAUCAUUAUAAACCCUAAUAUCAGUGCUUUGCACAUGUUUUGAAACAUAAACCUAAUGAUGGGUUGUAGUUGUGAAAAAUAAUGAAUAGACCAGCAUUAAAUAAUAUUGGUUUUGUUUUGGAAUAUUUUGCUGUCAUUCUUCUUUAUAAUGGCCAUUAGGGCUAAACAAUCAGUGACAUCUCAGCAAUAGCUGGAGGCAAAUGGGGUUUACAUAAGUUGACAACUCAGUAGUAAUGUCAGUUUAGAGAUAUUUAGAUCUUUCAUGCUCAAAAAUAACAAAAAAAAAAUCAAACAAGAAAAACACUUUUUCAUAUGCAUAAUCACUUGAGACUUUCAAAGGUUUCCAUAGUCCUUGAACAUCUCUACAUUUUGUUGCGUUUUCACACUGAAUUUACAAAUCAAUGUAUUAUUAAAAAAUAUUGUUUAUAUGUAGUUAAGAGAUCCUUUUAAAGCAACAAAAGAUGGUGCAAAUGAAAAAAAACCCCAGAAUAAACUAUAAAUCAAGCAUAUGUGAAUAUAAUUGUAUUAGUUUAAGUCUUUUCCAGCUUUUAUGUUUUCCCUGUCUUGCACUUUUCUCUACUACUCUUUUAUUUUCUGCUAGAUAAUGGUAUUUUUAUGUUUUACAGCAGAUAAAAAAUUAUAGCCUUGGACUAUUUGGACCAGACCAACUUCUUUUUUGGGUUUGCUGUGUCUUCCAUUUGUUCAAACUGCAAACAUGAAUUAUGGCAACCUUUCAACAGUGUCUUUCUACUUGCCACUCUUAAGCACAGGCCAGAUUUAAGAAAGUAUAAUAGUGGCCUUGUCAACAUAAAUUCUAUACCUUAGCUGUGGAUCUACACAGCUCAUCCGCAGUUACCAUGGGCCUCCAAGGAGCUUCUUUAAAUAAUACUCUCUUCACUCUGUCUGUCAGUUUUGAUUAAAUGCUUUCUAAUUUCACACACUUUAAACUUCCUGGCAGCUUUAGUCCUGACCUACCUGGUUUGGUCUCUAGUAAUAAUACUAUUCCUGUGACAAACCUCAGGCCUUCAUAGAUGAUAUGUAUGCUGAUUAUAAAUUACAUAUCCACACCACAAUAGGGUUUGUAACACUAAAAAUAUACACAUUUUUUUUUUAGAUAUUGACAAUUACCCGUUAGCUUGUUUUGGUCCACCACAUGAAAUUUCACGGAAAAAGACAUUGAGGUAAUAGUAACAAAGUAUAUUAAACUACAAGGGUAUGUAUACUUUUGAGAGGCCAAGUAAAUCCAUUGAUAGCAGUCUGCCUCUAAGAUGAAAUAUAUAAUCCAAAAAAAGUCUUUGUACCUCCACAUUACAUUUUAAAUCUAUUUUUUUUAGCAUUUCUGCCAACUAGCAAUAACGAAUUAUCAAAAUUCACUAUCAAUAUUCUAAGAUUAUAUGCAACAUAUAUGCGUGAUAAAUAAGGGCCAGUGCCUUCAUCCUGUGCCUCAUACCGACUUCUCCUGCCAUUCAUUUUCUCACUGUCAUGGUGUUCAGUGUAUUCUGUUUCAGCGUAAUUCAAAACUGGACGUGUACAAUUUAUAGUUAUGUGCAAACUGCAUUUCUGUCUUCAGUCUGGAGUACUGUAUUUGUCAUUAAUAGUAAAUCUUGAAUUUGUUUCAUUAAAUGUUAUCUCCAGCAAUGCAAAAGUCUGUAUGUUGCAUGUCAGAGCUCAUAUGUCACACAGUUUGGGAGAAAGGCGUAAUGUUCAAAAGGAAAAGUGCUGCAAAUGAUUCCAAUUUAGGAUUUUGAUAAGUGAUUUACGUAGGUACAAUAAGUCUACGGUAAUGCAGCAAUGGUUUUCUAAUUUUUUUGAUCGAGUAUUGUUUGUGGAAUUGUUUGUGUUUGUGAAGAUCAAUAAUUUAGUUUUCUUUUGCCACUGAUACUUUUUUUUCUUUCUACAACACUGUGUGUGUUGUAAAAUACAAUAUGUAAGUGCUGACUGAAAUUAAAUGGUAAGUUAAUGUAUGUUAUUAAAAUGGAUUGAUCAUUUCUGCUUUAUGUACUUACAUAUUAAAAAAUAUCUAAAAGUUACAGUGCCUGAA